AUGGCUCUUCCUAGCAUAAGCCAAGUUGUUCCAACAACUGGACCUACUACGGGUGGUACGGCUAUUACUAUUGUUGGAGUUAAUCUCCUCAAUCCAACUGGCGUGACCUUUGGCGGCACGAAUGCAACAGUCAUCUCAAGCACGCCCACCACUAUCUCGGUGACAAGCCCUGCAAACUCUGUGGGCGCCGCUCAAAUAAUCGUCACCACCGGUGCCGGCUCUAGCACGCAGCCGGUGUUUUUCAGUUAUGUUGUUGCCACUGCGCCGGUUAUCACCUCCCUCAACCCAGUCAGUGGACCAGUCUCGGGUUCCAAUGUCGUCUAUCUCGUCGGAUCCUCACUUUCCUUUGUGAAUGGCGUCAGCUUUGGAAGCACUAAUGCGCAGAGCUUUGCUAUCCUUUCCGACACCAAAAUCGCCGCGGUGGCUCCAGCGGGUGUUGCAGGAGCUACUACAGUGAGCGCAACGAAUUCGGUUGGUACUAGUGGGACUUUACCCUAUACUUAUACCACUCUGAAUGCCCCGACGACCAGUGCCGUAUCUCCGAGUACCGGUGCAGCUGGGGGUGGAAAUAGUGUCGUCAUAGCGGGCUCCGGAUUUACGUAUGCCACUUCUGUCGCAUUCGGCGCUAACACAGCUUCGUUUACUGUGUUAUCCGACACAACCAUCAAUGCGGUUGUGCCUGCAGGUCCACCUGCAGGAGGGAAUGUCAAUGUAAUUGUUUCGGGGCCUGGCGGCUCCAGUCCCAGUGGGCCCAGCUAUACUUAUGCGGCGGCCCCGACGCCAACAAUCACUUCACUGGCCCCAUCUUCUGGUCCUCUGGCUGGUGGAGGUACUAUCACUGUCCAGGGCACGAAUUUGAACGGAGCAACAGCCAUUCUGUUCGACGCUAUUCCAGCUCUCUUUUUCACAGUCCUGUCACCAACUGCCAUCAAUGUGACAGAACCAGUCUCAGGAUUCCCCUAUACCUAUCUGGCUCCACCUUCGCCAACAACAAUUUUCCCUACCGCCGGCGUGAUCACAGGUGGAAGUUCUAUCGCCAUUACCGGCACCGGCCUCACGGGAACUAGCAGCGUGCUCUUUGGAUCGACACCUUCACAGGGCACGAUUACAGUGACUGGUGAUACACUCGUCACGGUCACUGCACCGCCACACCCCGUUGGGACAGUUCCGAUCACCAUCACCACUCCCGGUGGCACCAAUAGCUCGCUUUCAUUCAGUUUCCAGCCCACCGCUGCGGUCACUUCUAUCUCUCCAGCUUUGGGCCCACUCGCCGGAGGUAACACCAUCACUUUAUCUGGCGCAGGGCUUUUUGGAGCAAAUGCUGUGCUCUUCGGUAGCGUCCCAGCGACAAGUGUGGUCGUCAUUUCUGACAACUUGGUGACUGCUGUCGCACCCGCCGAGUCUGCCGGUGCAGUGUCCGUAAAUGUCUCCACGGCUGCUAGCGUCAGCAACGGUGCUCUAUAUCAAUAUAUCCCUCCACCGACCUUGACAGCCAUCUCACCGACCUCUGGAUCUAUCAUUGGAGGCGGAAACGUUACUCUCACGGGAACGGGAUUCCUCACUGCAACUACUGUGUUCUUCGGUCUCCUCCCGACGAGUUUUACUGUUCUCAAUGAUACUACUAUAACCGCGACUGUGCCUAUAACAGGGCAACCUGGACCUGUCUCUGUGACGGUCAAUAAUCCUGGAGGAACUAGUGGAGCUCAGACCUACACCUAUAACCUUUAG
Molecule: messenger RNA, 1728 nt
Organism: Penicillium waksmanii
Lineage: Eukaryota; Fungi; Ascomycota; Eurotiomycetes; Eurotiales; Aspergillaceae
Product: beta strand repeat-containing protein
Exons: 2
Coding region: 1-1728 (575 amino acids)
Source: RefSeq, a predicted model, not a curated record